Cooperia oncophora is the source of this 1119-nucleotide messenger RNA. NCBI's taxonomy places the organism in Eukaryota, Metazoa, Nematoda, Chromadorea, Rhabditida, Trichostrongylidae. The record is from the annotation of a GenBank genome assembly.
AUGAACUCCAUCUACGGUUCUCCAAUGAAGACGUAUUCGAGCUCACCGGACAUCCCUCACAUGAAUUCCUUCGAAUUAGCUGAGGACGACAGUUCAUCUACCACGUCGCAGAAUGACGAUCGACUUGGAUACUUGCAGCAUUCUCAGAGUGGCGGUUACUUCCAGUCAGGUGGUGGUGAAUACAGCAGGCCAUUUCGGCCAGCUUUCCGACCGAAAACCCCUCCACCACCACCGCCUCCACCCCAGUCGUCCUUACCACAAACCCCUAACUCACAGAGGUUACCAUCGUCGCCAUAUGGUAGUAACCAUGUGAAGCAGAACAGUUCCAAUGGGUCAGCCACGACUCACAUUGUGGUCCCUACUCCUAAUGACUCUAAUGACUCUGGUGAUACUCCGUCUCCACCUCCGCUUCACCGAGACCUGAAGAGAAGAAAACGCAAAAUACGGUUGGCAUUGACAACUAGCGGAUCAGCUGAUUUCCAAGCCGAUUUGAGGAAUGCGUUGGCGAAGCGAAGAAGUAAAGUGGCCCAGGAGCAGGACGAUGAGGACAAAAGCGAUGUGGAUGGAUAUACAUCAUCAAGAACCUCACUGGAGCCAUCGGAAUACGGUGAGGAGCGUGGUUUGGACGCAAAUUCGAAUCGGCCGCAUUUUACCGUCGAUGGUUCUUCUUCGCGACAUAAUGUAGCCCUCAUCAGCCAGAACAUUGAGGACAGCUACGGAGCCCGAAAGAACAUCGAUAACAUGUCAGUGUCAUCUACGCUGAGUACGCUGUCGGGCUGCUCCUCCGAAUCUCGUCCUACUCCUUCGCUUCCGGUUGUACCUCCGGUCGACUACGACGAUCCUGAUUCUGGUACCGGUGGCUCUGAUAGUGAUAUGCAAAAUGCGGAAAGUGGGUCAUUUGAAAGGAAAGUACUACUGAAAUGGACGUGUGCUGAUGCCCUUCAGUGGCUGAUUUCGUUGGGGCUCGACGAGUAUUUGGCCGCAUUUCAAGCGCGUCGCGUCGAUGGAAGAGCGCUUCUGAAUUGCGAUCGUGCUGCUUUCACGCAGUUGGGUGUCACUCGAAUCGCUCAUCGUCAGAAAAUGGAGGCAUCACUUCGACGGUACAUGGGCAGCAUGUGA